Ochlerotatus camptorhynchus is the source of this 3204-nucleotide messenger RNA. RefSeq names its product zinc finger protein 62 homolog. The record is from RefSeq and is a predicted model, not a curated record. The transcript is spliced from 4 exons. NCBI's taxonomy places the organism in Eukaryota, Metazoa, Arthropoda, Insecta, Diptera, Culicidae. Bases 68 to 2989 code for a protein of 973 amino acids. Gene Ontology annotation, cellular component: chromosome. Gene Ontology annotation, molecular function: chromatin insulator sequence binding. Gene Ontology annotation, biological process: regulation of transcription by RNA polymerase II.
GCAUUUUAGUAAGAUUUUAGUAAACAACCUUGUUGCUGGUAAAAUCCGAGCGCGCCGCUAGUACGCGAUGCCGCGGGGACGUCCUCGGAAACCGAAGUUAUUUCCGGGUUUUGAGACCGCUGCAAACGACAAAGGCACUGCUGGUAAGGAUAAUGAAGCGAGCGUAACAAAUCAAAUUGCCAAAGGUAAAAGCCGGGGCCGGCCUCGCCAACCCCGUCCGGAGGUUUUGAACCCGAAAGAAGAGCCUGGAGAUGAUGAAGAUGAAAACGAACAACCUACACAGGAGCAGCAGGAUGCGCACGAACUCCCAAUAGGGAGGAAGAGAAAAGGCCGCCAAAAAGACGAAAAGAAAUCCAACCUAAAUUGCGAGUUUUGCGGAAAGUUUUUCAAAUUUCGCGCCACACUUAAGCAACAUGAACAGAUACACUAUGGGAUCAAGGAGUUCGAGUGUGAGAUCUGUUACCGGCGGUUUCUCCACAAAGGAACACUGAAAGUGCACCUUCGGUUGCACACCGGAGAGAUGCCUUACAAGUGCCCUCACUGUCCGAAGCAGUUCCGGGGCCAGACUGCGUUGGAUUGCCACGUCUUCAGGCACACCAAACAGGGCACCAAGUGUCCCCAGUGUUCGUCGGUUUUUGCAACGCCGUCCAUCGUCAAGCAGCACAUUCGGGAAGUUCACACCACGGAGCGACUGAAUACUUGCCAAAUCUGUGGAGUCACGUACAAACACCUGAAGAGUCUACGGUUGCAUUUGAGAAACCACCAGAAACGAAUCUGUCCGGAUUGUGGGAAAGUUUUCCAUAGUGUGUACGUCAUGAUGACCCAUCGGAAGAUUCAUGCUCAGGAUCAUUUUAAGUUCAAAUGUGCGUUUUGCGAUCGCAAGUUUGAAAAGGAAGACGAACUGGAGUCUCACAAUAAGCUUCGCGGACGGACCUAUCAGUGCGAGAUGUGCUGCCACAGUUUCAAUAAGCCUGAUUACCUGGAGAAUCACAACCGGCGCAACCACUGGAAAGAGUUGGGAUUGGAACAGCUGAAGGUUGCCCCACCGAAGAAUGGUUGGAACCGGAAGGGUGUUCCAAAACCGAAGAAAAAGGAAACUGAGGAAGAGGAAAACGUUCCACUGGAGGAGCAAACUGCCGAACCAAUUGAGGUGGGUUACAAUGUGGACGUUCCAUCUGGUCCGGAAACGUGGCACAAUUACAAUGUUCCACUGUCGGAAAUCGGUGGUUAUUCGAUGCACGGCGUUCCGCCGAAUGUGCCAAUAACUGUGGAAGCGAUCAGCAAUUCCGAAGAUAUUAUAGCCAGAGCGGAUCAAAACGUGCUGAUUGAGAUUCUGGAGGCACCUUCUGAUGGGCAACCGGCCAGGAUUUUGAAAACGAUCACAACUGAAAUUGAGCCAGUUUUGCCGUAUCGGGAGUCGAACUUUAAAUUGGGGGAAAGUGUUCAAAUUGAAUCAAUACAGGACGAACCACGAUUGGAAUCCGACCACGACUACGCGGGCGAUGAUCACUGCCAAGACAAUGAUGACGACGACGAUGAAGUAGCAGAUGAUGCAUUGGGUGUGGAAAGUCAAGAAUCGGAAAUGAGAAUCAAAGUGGAAUCGGAUCCCGAAAUCGAUGGGAGUCGGUUGUCUGACACGCAUAAUGUGUUUGAACCUUUUUUAGUGGAAAAAGCGGAGGAAUCCCCGGAGAUGAGUGCAAGGAACGAACCAGACUCGGAUUCAGACGACGACGAGAAGCCACUGGCGGCUUUGCUUCCAAAACUUCGACUGAAAAGGAAUGAUUCGUUCCUCAAAAAAGAGGAAAUACCUUCGAAAUCCCCACCUCGAUGCAUCGAAAAAGAACCGCUCAGCAUCAAGACAGAACUAGAAGAAUGUUCAAACGAAGGCUCUCGAACGGAACCAUCCGACGUUGAUGAGAAACCUAUGAAAAGUCGCAAACGAAAGCAGGAAAUCUUCUGUUCAUUCUGUGGCGAUUCCUUUAAAUGGCGAUCUGCUCUCAAAAAACACAAAAAGACUGUUCAUCCGGAUAUCAAGUGGAAAGAAGGGCCUUUCAUCUGCGAGGUGUGUGGAAAGACCUAUGCCACCAGUACGUCGCUCGUUUGUCACCGGAGUCGGCACGAAGAGUACCAACGGUUCAAGUGUGACGAAUGUCCGAAAGCUUUUACUUUCCGUUGCUAUCUGGAGACGCACAAACGGGCCGAACACCUGCGCGAGCGGCUGAUUUGUUCCCUCUGUGGCAAGCAGUUCAAGUAUAGUCAGGACUUGAAGGUUCACACCAGGCAGCACGAGGAUGACAAACCGUUCAAGUGCGAUCAAUGUCCGUCGGAGUUCCGAUAUCCGAGUGCCUUGCGCAGCCAUAAGGCAUGCCACGAGAAAACUGUGUUCUCCUGCGACAUCUGCAACAAAGCCUUCAAGUACGCCAACAGUCUACGGGUGCACAAGCGUUUGCACAGUGGAAUCAAGCGGUUCCGGUGCGAAAUCUGCGAGCGCGAGUUCAAUACCAAGGCACCGCUGGUGAGGCACUUGGCUACACAUUCGGUCGAGCGGGAAAUGAAGUGCGUAGUCUGUGAUAAGAUUUUCUACAAGAAAGUUGAUCUCGUGAUCCAUCAGUCGAAGGAGCACCCGAACAAUCCGGCCAUUGGGAAGACGGUCAAGAUCCACACAUGUGACGUUUGCGGACAGGAAUUUGCCAAGAAGAGCAAUAUGAAGGCCCAUGCCUACAUCCACGGGGACGUGUACAAGUACAAGUGUAGGCUGUGCAAGGAUCAGCAGUUCAAGCAGCACGCUGGCCUGAGGCAUCAUUUGAUACAUUUCCACAAGAUGAAUCUUUCCCGGAGGAGUGCAAAAUCGGUCUGUGAGAGAAAGGCCGGCGCGACGGUAACGAAGGAUAGGGAGGAGAUUUCGACGGUGGAUGCUACCCUAACGCCGGCAGUUAGCGUCAUUCACAACGGGAUAGAGUUUCUGGUGCAGCAGGUCGAUUGUGAGUAGGUGUGAUGGGUUCGUUAGUAGAUUGCAUAAUGAUUGUAUAUAGGAAGUUUAUUCUGGAAAAGCAACAUAACGCGGAGAAAUCAUUGUCCGAAAUUCCAAGCCUGGUAAAAUUAAUCAUAUCGUCGAGCAACGGUUUCAAGACUAGGACCGUAUUUUGUCGAGGUUCGUAUGAAAAUCAUAAUUGAGACGUGCAAUUUGCAUAAGCCUAAAGGAAU